This is a messenger RNA of Culicoides brevitarsis, 421 nucleotides long. It is a transcript of the gene Yippee, whose product is annotated as protein yippee. NCBI's taxonomy places the organism in Eukaryota, Metazoa, Arthropoda, Insecta, Diptera, Ceratopogonidae. The record is from RefSeq and is a predicted model, not a curated record. Gene Ontology annotation, cellular component: ubiquitin ligase complex. The transcript is spliced from 2 exons. Bases 53 to 421 code for a protein of 122 amino acids.
AAUUUCACAGCUGUGUUGCCAAACAAAGAAAAAUUUCAUCAAUUUUUGAACAAUGGGUCGUGUUUUCUUGGAUCACAUUGGAGGCAUCAAGCUCUAUUCCUGCGGAGAAUGCAACACAAACUUGACUAACAAGUCGGAAUUGAUUUCCACGCGAUUUACGGGAGCCACAGGAAGGGCUUUUCUCUUCAAACGGGUCGUGAAUUUGACUUAUAGCAGCGUUCAGGAUCGCGUUAUGCUCACAGGACGACACAUGGUACGUGAUGUAAUGUGCAAAAAAUGCAAAGCCAAGCUCGGUUGGAUGUACGAAUUUGCCAAUGAAGACUCCCAAAAGUACAAGGAAGGGCGAGUGAUAUUGGAACAAGCGCUUAUCACUGAAUCAGAAGGCUUUCCGGAUCAACCACGGAACAGUUACGAGCAUUAA